Molecule: messenger RNA, 985 nt
Organism: Paramecium sonneborni
Lineage: Eukaryota; Ciliophora; Oligohymenophorea; Peniculida; Parameciidae
Source: the annotation of a GenBank genome assembly
AUCAUUAAUCAUGUUUGAUUAAGCACAAUUAAAAGAAUUAUCCACUAGAGAUAAAGUAUAAAUCUUAGCUAGUUUUAGGAUAAAAAGUUUAAUUUUGAACUACCUUUUUAUAUAGGGAAUUCUUAGGGUGUUUGUAGAAGAGAUAUACUCAUUUAAUGGGUUAUUGAGGUAAUAAAAUAUAAUAUUUCAGUAAUCUUAAUAAUUUAAGCACAGCAUCAAAACUUUGGAAUUGGCUGUAAUAUAUAUUGAUACAUAUCUAAACUUUUUUAAUAUUAGGCCUUAAUAUUUAGAGCUCCUUGGAAUUUCUGCAUAUUCAAUAGCUUCUAAAGUAAUUAAUUUUGUAGAUUGUUAGUUUAAUGAAACAGAAGCAAUUGGCUAAAUGAAAUUGUUGAACAAUUUAGGCAAAAGAUUAUAUGAUGAUUAAGAAUAUGAAGAGAUGGAAGUUCAGCUAUUAUAAUGUUUAGAAUUUCAAUUGAAUCAUAUAACUCCAUCUGAUUAUUUGAUAGCUAUGGGUGUUUCUCUAAAUGAAAGUAUCUCAAGUCUUAUUAUGUUUAUUUUAAUGGGUAAAUUAUUUUGUUAUAUCAUUUUAAUUAGAUUUUGAAAUAUAUAAACAUUCUUAGAUUGUUCUUGCUUUUGCUAUUUUCAACUUUUAAGAAGAUCAUAUCAAUAUAUUUUCAGAGAAAGUUAAAUCUUUAACUUCAUUGAUUAAUUAUAAGAUAACAAAAGCAUAAAAUCAAUUUAAUUCAGAUAAAACUGAAAAUGAUGAAACUAAAGGGAUAGAGUAGAAUAAAGACACUAAAAAAACAUUAUAAAAAAGAAAAGAGUCGAAGAAUAAAGACACUAAAAAAAAAAUAUUUAAAAGAAAAGAGUAAAAGAAUAAAGGAACUAAAAAAAAAUAUACAAAAAAAAAGAGUCAAAAAAAUUAAAAUAAUUACAAUGAAUGACUUAUCUUUGAUUGAUUUCAAUAAAUUUGAUCUUAGGGGAG